Rhea pennata is the source of this 5033-nucleotide messenger RNA. RefSeq names its product TNF receptor superfamily member 13C (gene TNFRSF13C). The coding region runs from base 1023 to 1946 and encodes 307 amino acids. Gene Ontology annotation, cellular component: external side of plasma membrane. Gene Ontology annotation, biological process: positive regulation of B cell proliferation; tumor necrosis factor-mediated signaling pathway; T cell costimulation. The transcript is spliced from 4 exons. Lineage: Eukaryota; Metazoa; Chordata; Aves; Rheiformes; Rheidae. Gene Ontology annotation, molecular function: signaling receptor activity. The record is from RefSeq and is a predicted model, not a curated record.
CAUCCAGACAAAUUUUGAACAUCUCCAGAGAAGGAGACUCCACAACCUUUCUGGGCAACCUGUGCCAGUGCUCUGUCACCCUCACAGGAAGGAAGUUUUUCCUCAUAUUCAGAUGGAAGUUCCUGUGUUUCAGUUUGUGCCCACUACUUCUUGUCCUCUCACUGGGCACCACUGAAAAUAGUCUGGCUCCAUCCUCUUUAUACGCUCCCUUAAGAUGUUUGUAGACGUUGAUAAGAUCCCCUCAUUUCCACUGCCAGAUGGGAGCAUUGUGGGGCAUUAACUCCCACCAGAAGCACAUGGUUGGAGCUGACCAUGGGACAUUCAGACGAGAUAUCUUCACCUGCCACAGGAAAUGGUGACCAGUCCUUUUGUGGGAUGAUGCAAGGAGGACUGCAAAGAAAGAGCAGUGACAACACGCUGUAGGAGAAAUUCAGCUCUGUCCUACCCGCCUUUUCUUGCUCUCUUUCAUCUCUUAAGCAUUGGAUUUGCUGGAUAACAGUGUGUUCAGUGUGAAACAGCCAUCCAGAAAAAAAAGUGUUGGAAGGAGAGAAAGCUUUUGCCUGGAGAGGAUUCGAUGUACUAAGACCCAGAGACUAGAGCACUGAAGUAUCUUGUACCUCACGUAAGCCAGGCACCUCUGGGGUACUGUUUGCAAAUUCAUGAACCAAAGUCAUUAGUGGGGAAUCUGUUAUGAGUUUUGAACCUCUCAGCCCCAUCUCAACUGGAAGGGCAUGACUGGGCUUUGCUGCUUUACUGAAAUCAGGGACUGGAAGAAUAGCUUCCAGGAUGCUUCGGCUCUGCCAUAGCUACGAGGAACAAGGUUGACACAAAAAUCAAGGUUCAGACAAACAGAUUUUUUCCCCAUUGCAAAGGGGAAAAGCUGCCACACCUGCAAAUCACCUGCAAAGAGAGCUGAAAACAGCCUGUUCAAUGCAAACAACGAGCUGGAGGGUGUCGAGUUCACCGCGUUCCCUGGCCCUCGCAGCUUCAACGCCCCAAGCUGCACUGAGAGAGGGAAGUGUAUGGUGUGCCUGAGCUCAUUCAAAGAGUUUUCGUUUUACUAUUGCAUAGGUGGAAUAACUGAGUCACAAGCACAGAAACCACAGCAAGGCUCUCACAGUGCUCCUAGGGAGGAGAGAGCAGUUUACCACGGCAAACUAUGGCAGCGAAACACGUCUGAGAGAAUGGCAGAAAUCGAGAAAGCAACCGAGCAAGGAGAUCUCCAGAACCAAAGCCCCAGAGCUUUGCGAUUUCACACUUGGGCAGCCUCUCUCUCCGGUGCCAUGCAGGAAGACAGCUCUCCCGCUCAGUCAAUCAUGUCAUCAGGAAAAGCAGACACCAGCGCCUCCUGUCUCCCUUCCCAGUGCUUUGACUCCCUGACCAGGUCGUGUGUGAAAUGCUCUGAGUUGUACAACGACAACACAAAGCCUGCCCAUGCAGCGCCCACCUCAGCCCUGAUCCCUUCGCCCCCUUCAGCAGACCUGCGAGACACCAUCUUGAUCUUUGGGGUCCCUGCUGCUGUGGGGCUCAUCCUGGCUCUGGCUGCUGUCUGGGGCUUCCUGACCUGGAAAAUGGGGAGGCAGAAGAGGAAGAGGAAGAAGCCGGAUGAGGAGUCCAAAGAAAGCCUGGACAAAGCCAUCUCCUCAUCAAGCCCGCUCCAGCACGGCUCCACUGCACUGGCAGCAGACGAUGAUCUUGCUUUGGCAAAGUGCCCGCAUGCCAAUGGAGCGGUGGAAGUGCCUGGGCCACUCGGAAAAGACACAGCAAAGCAGAGGCUGUGCUGCCAAGGCAGUACCGGCGGCGACAUCAUUCCACUCUCUGCUGUGUCCCCCUGCCUCAAGGAGUGCAACCACUGCUUCCCGCUGCCAGCUACGGAGCUGGGGGCUGCUGCCCUGGUCACCACGAAAACCACCCAGAAGACCUGCAUCAACGAGGAGAUACCAUGAGAGCUGGUGGAGCAGGGCUGGAGCUUUAUGGCUUCUCCCUGCAAACACCAAGACUCCUUCCCUUGGAUGGAUGAAGUGUUGCGUGGAAGUGAGUUGAAUCAGAACGAGGUUUUGCCUUGAGCAAGAUCAGCCUUCUAGAAUCAUUGCCUUUUCUACUUUCCCAUUUGUGCAAAGUCCCAAAUAAGCCAGUAGUCACUGGAGGAAGUCUAAGUCGAUCAUGUGGAGUUACGCUGAGCCAAUAGCUGCCGUGAUUGUGCUGUCUGGAGGAGGCAGGGGAGAUCUGACUGAUGAGGAGGAAGGAUUGCUGGGGGCUGCUGUGCCAUUCACAAAGCUGCAGUGAUGCGGGCAUGGAUGAGCAGGAGAGCCAGAGUGAGUCUGUUGAUGGAUGGGGGAUUUCUAGGGGCAGGAAGCUGAAAGGAGGAGAAAAAAAGGAAAGUGGAAAGGGGAAAAGAGAAUUACGUUAGGGCGAAAUCCCUCACCAUUGACAUUAGCUGGAUUUUUGCUGCUGACCUCAGUAAAAUGAGGCUCGUGGCCAUAUGAAGCAAGCCUCAUCAAGCAUCUGCUCCAUUCACAGUCCAGCCUUCUCCUGUCUUUGGCAUAUCUACUGUUCAGGUCUCUCCUCCCUCUGGACACCCUUGCUCUGUGGAAGCCGUCCAUUGCCUGCCAGGAGGCAUGACAGUCAUGGGAAACUCCCCUCAGCAGCUGGGUAGCCAGGAGACUGUAAACAAGUUUAUCUUCCAAGCAGGGAGUGAGGAGAGGAAGAGGGGAAAAUCUCUCUUUGCUCUGACCUACAAGCACUUAAGUCAGAGAGGACCUGAGGCAGGCAAUGGAGGCUGCUGGUCCUGAGGAGCACUGGCUGUAAGAGCUUGUCAUUAUGGCCUGAGACAACCAUCACAUUCCUGAGACAACCAUCACAUUCACUCACAGUUGUUGCAAAAAUACCGCGUGUCACUUGCGAUGACAGGACUCAUAGUGAUGGAUGUUUCCAUGCUGCAUAAAACCAGGCAGGGAGUGAUGUGAGUGUAAGAGGGAUCACUUAAUUUAAGUGAGUGUCUUAAGGAGCUUGCUUGUGUGAGAACUGACCAGCAGUGCUGGCCCAGGACCUCUCCUCUCUGUAGAUGAUCUAGUCCACACAUGGGCACACACAUGAGUGGCUUUAUGGUGCAGGAAAUGCUCUGCUCUGAAAAUGAAGUCAUUAGUCCAGAAUGCACUCACUUUAUUCCACUGCACUGUCUACACAAGGGAGUUUUGCCAGUGUAGUUAAAUGGCAUUGGAAUAGCUGUAGCAGAGCUGUUGAUCCAGAGUAAUUAUAGCAACCAAAUCUCCUGGGUAAAUAGAGCCCAGGAAACAGGACUUCGGUGAGAAAUCCUGCUGGUCCUGAAGGGGGUGAUUAGAAAAUUAGAAGUGCCUGAGGGGUUUUAUUUGCAUAAAGCACCAUCCCAGCAGCAGUCCCAGUGAACUCUUCCAUCAGAAAGGUGACUUCUUUGCCUCAGAGGCAAUGAAUGCAGAGCAGACAUAGCCAAGCAAGCAGAGACUGCACCACUGAGCAGCAGUAUGACAGAGGCCCCUGUCUUGCUAAUGACUGAUUUCCAGCUUUGUUCUAGAUUUGCCACCAAUUCUAGCACCUGGCCUCACUGUUAACGAAUGUCCAGUCUUUAAGGCUGCAGUCAAAGGCAGACCCUGCCUAUAGUGCUCUCCUGUACACUGCUGUCUUCAGAAACUAGAAGACUUUACCGUGCUCACCCAAUGGAGCACUCAGGGGCACUGCUCUUUGUAGGACUGAUCGGCGAUGCUAGGCGCAAGGGAAUGUCCCUCUGAAGACAGGAAGGUGCCUCUCUCCCAAGGAACGUUAGCCCAAGCCUUAGCUCUCUUUGGAACUCAAGGAGCUCUUAUAUUAAAUGGUGAGGUCUGCCUCCAUGCCAUGGAUGCUGGAGUUGGUUUCACUGCGUUCAUCUCAUAAGGGGAACCACAGAAGCUGCCACAAGGCACAGAGGCCUCACUUCUUCCCCAUAACUCAUCUCUCUGACCUCCUCAUUGCCAUCCUAAAUGCAGUCGCUGAGGUAAACCUUGAUCUGACUAAUGCUUAACACAGUUCAAGACGUGAGGGGUCAGUCUCAGUCUCAUUACCUCAUGGCUGGGGAUGUUGCAUGGCCUGGUCCAAGUGCACAGUCACCUUUCCUUGGAGUUUCAGACUUGAGUGGCUGCCUUAGCUCAGUUGGGAGGAGUUGUGGAGGCUCCAGCAUUUGGCUCCCCAGCAAUCCUCUUACUCCGCAACAGUCACUGCAGCUCUCCGCCAGCAACCACUGCCUACCACAGAAGUGAAGUCACCACAGCACAAAUCAGGGGUCUCUUCAUCUGUGUGCUCCUCACUCAGCCAUUCAGAGUGCCUUCUAGCAAUCUUCGCACAUCUGGUUUGGGGAAAGUAAUUCUGAAAUGAACCAAGGCCCAUCCCAGAAGACAUUCUGGCAUUUGGAAGAAAGACUGCUUGUGAGAGGCAGGGAAUGGGAGCAGGACUGUAAUGCAUUUCUUUCCUGUUUCCUGCCUUGUAACUGCUAUGGCUGAGAACUGUGGAUGCGGUGCCCAUCCCUGAAUGAGGUGAAGAUCUGAAAACAAAACUACUGAAGUUUUGUUUGUAUGUGCUGUGUAAAAAUCCUGUUGAAAAACACCCUCUUUCUGGUAAGGUAAGGGCUUCUGCUCUCAUUUCUUCUAAAGCUUCAGCGAUAUAUCUUCUUUAUGGGACUCUGGGCAUCUACAGUUCACAGAAGCAGCGUUUCAAUCCACAUUGGAUUCUUCAGAUAGCAAAUAUCCCGUAUAUCCCUCUGUCCAUUAUAGCAUACAGAAGUCUCCCCAUGGUCUCACCUGCCUGACUCAGUCAAGCAUAGCAAGAGUAAAUCUCCCCUCCUCCACGGUCUCCUUGCUCGACUGGCUGGGAAAAACUUGUCUCAUGUUGCAGUUCUUUUUUGUAUAUGCUUCUCAUUCCUUAUUUACAGGACAUAGGGUUGUCCAUUUUGUCUGCAUGGGGAGAAUAGAGAAAGGAAACAAAAAAAUAUAAUUGUAGAAAUUAAAGAAUAAAGUGUAAAUCUAUGA